AUGAAGACUUCAGCAUCUUCCCGCCCAUCGCGCAGUCGUCGUACGCCGGCAAGCUUCUGUCAGACAGGCACGUUAUUUUUCGUUUUUAUUAUUUUGUGUUUUUAAAGCACCCUGCUUCAUACAGCAAAAAAUCCGGCGAGGAGCCCAGUUAAAGUCAGUAGGAUUUUUCGUAGAGUGCGUGUCUCACUCGGGGAUGGGAGAAGAAUACGACAUCCACGCUCCGCCUGUCUUGACUACAGCAGCGCCCGAAAAUGAGCUCCGUCACCGAGUUAGCCAAGGAGCAAAAAAAGAAGCUGCAACAGUUCCUUGCUGAUAUGGUGCUUUUGGGAUCAUUGCAGGGCUUUCGUUACUUUCAGCCUUGGUUGCGAGGAAGGGAGGAACUGUUGCUAACUAUAGUUAAUGAAGAUGUGACUUGGCAUUCUUCUGGUGUCCCUUGCACAGCUGCAUCGUCUGUGACAAGUAGCAGCAGCAGCAGCACUGAGGGUGGUCAACUGUUUUUGGGGGAACUGUCUGAUGAGGAGCAAGCCUUACUACUCUCAAACAGGAUUAGUGAAGGGUACCUUCUUCCUGCAUCUCCUAGUGAGCGGGAAAUAGCCAUUCCAGAAGUAAACUGUACACUUUUCCUUCUGGCUGGCUAUGCCAAAUAUGGCCAGCCCUAUGCCUGGAUAAGGUCUAAUCAUGAACGACUGGUGAAUAUUGGCUGCACUGAUUCAACGGUCAAAGACACACCUGUCAAGCUGAAGUCAAUUUCUGAAUGGAAAACACAAGGUGUACGAAUUUGGGAUAUGGUGUGGGAGCUGGUCACUCUCUGCACCACUCCACCCCCUAUUAAUCCUUUUGCUCUGGACAUGAGAUACAUUGAGUCCUUGCCACUUAGUGAGCGUUUUCUCGCCUCUGGAGCUCUGAUUUGCUUUUUAGAGAGGAUUGUCAUCCACGGUGCCCCAGAAGCUGCUUACUACAGCCGAAUUAUGGAAGACCUCGAGAGACUCCAUCUGUUUCACAGCCAAACACUUUGGGACAUUCAGCGUCUGAGGCCUCAGAUUCAUGAGUUCAGAAACGAAGAACAAGAGAUGCAAAAAAACUGAGGACAGCAGCAUCUAUGUUGCAAUUCUGUGAUAUUUUCUUAACCUGGAGAGACACAUCUGUGGCCUUCUUAGGCAACUACAAAUCAGGCAACUACAAACAGAGCAAGUUCUUGGUAGGGAUUUUUUUUAAUGUUUGCCUCCCCUUUUAUCCAAGGUGAUUUAGAAGGUCACAAUAGAGUACAAGUGUUCGCACAGAAAGUAAAGCCACUUGCUCAGGGUCACACAGUGAGGUAGAUAAAGACAGGGUAUGACCAACCCUUGUGGUUUAUGCUGUAGUUCAGUCUAUAAAUAUGUCAGCUCUAUUAUUCUUCGUCCAUAUUUGGCUGAAACCUUUUUAUCCAAGAUGAAAUUACAUUUAUCCAUGUGGAUUUAAAAGACAGCAAAGCAAAGAUAUGUCAAGUGGCUCAAGUAGUACCACACAGUGAAGAGAAGUGAAGAAUUGAAUCAACAACCUAAAGUCCUGUGCCUUACACAUUAUCCCAAGUGGGUGGCUUGUUCCAGUCUAGUUCUUUUAUAUACCCAUGAUCACCCAAACAAAUUGCUUUAUAAAACUGUGAGAACAUUUGUGUCAUAAGACAGGAGUGAAGCAAUUCACUGAGAAAGAUUAGGAAGUUAGAAAUACAGUAAAUGAUAACAACGUGAUAAUAAACAGCUAAUGUUAUUUUAGUCCAUUCUUUCACCUCAUUCGUAAGUGAAUUUUACUUCCUCUUGGCACCGGAACUGUUUGUAAGCUCAUCAUUGACUAGGGAUACGGAAACAUUUGAUUAAAGCAGUUCAUAAUUGAUAGUCAAUGCCAUUUUCUAUUGAAUGACAUUGAAUUUUAAGUAACUGGCAACGUGUAAUAGGUGGCAUGUUCAGUAAAGGAAAAUGUACAGGAAAGCAACAUCACAAGCUAAAAGAGUCUGCAGCUGGCUAAUGGAGUCCUACUUUAGUUGAGUAGUAGGGUGAGUUUAGUCCCAAUGUCCAGGAUGGGAUGUUGGUCUGGCACAUGACUGUAUCCUCACACACACUCACAUUCAACUGAUUCUAUCGUAGUUGAGCAGUACACCUACCAUGUAUCUACCCAUGAUUAGGAUUUUUUUUUUUCUUGGCUGUUAAAAUCUUGAAAACUUCUUUUUUGGGGGGGGAUGUUUGGUCAAGAAACUUCGUGGUCACAUUUCUUUUUAUGCCCAAUAUGCAAAUAAUUAUUACUGUCUCAAACCGUGACACCAUUUUGUUUCUUGUAUGGCCAUGUAAUGGCGAUGUUGUUAGGCAAUCUCAUUCACAGCAUAGUGAGUCGAGGGUUAACACGGAACAUUAAAAACAAAAAUUUAAAACAACGCACAUAGGUAAAAAUAUAACACAAUUCUCAUAAAAUAAGUCGCACAAUUACCAGUCAAUCAGAACAAACCAAGUACCUGAUAUAUACAUACAGCACCUAAAGGUCAGAAAAAAAAGGUGCUAAGCGAAACGCAAUACAUUAGCUUUUCUUUUAUUCAUAACGUGCUAAAUGGACAUUAAUUAAAAUGCAGUACGCUUUUGCAAUGCAUUUUAAACUGACGUGAAAACCGUGUGCCGUAGUGAAAAAUCAACCGAUCACUUGGUUGAUAUGUUUUUAAUCAUGACACCAUAAAAACACACCAGAAUGAAACAGCCAACUUCCAUACGUAUUGCAUUUCAGUGUCAUUAAUACGCUGGAUUGCAUUUAAUUUUGGUACGAAUAGCGUUCCAUACAUGCGAAGCACCGCACAUUAUUGUCAGCUUGACACAGCGUGUUAAUAAUGCUGGAAAAUCGGAGUGUUUGAGGCAAUAUGACAGGCAGCAAGUAAGCCCAAUUACUUUUGUUAGCUAACAACUACUUUGCUGUCACGUAGUCCUCCCAAAGUCGCGAACCAAUGUAGUGUUGUAAAGUUAAUGAAUGUAAGCUUUUCUCACCUACUCUAAAUAAAGCGGAUAUUUCCGUGCAUUGCUCUGCAUUCUCCUCCAACCCUGUUUUUUUCGCGUAAACUUUGCUUUCUUGGCACCACCCUUCUAGUUUCUUUUAACUCUAAAUCUCCAUUGUAAAAAAUGCACGGGGGAUUGUUAAAGAAAAGCUUAAGAAAACGGGUUGUUUAAUUUCACGCGUGCGGGGUUGUACCAUUUAGGGAGGGAUCGCCUCAUUUUUCACAGAAUAGAUACAGCGCAGCGGGAUUAAACCACUUUGUGUUUACUAGACGCGUGUUCAUUUAUUUAUGGGGAUUUUAAAGGGUGUGCACGGCAGCCCAGAAACGUCACUGGCCCAUCGGGAAAUCCCCUGAUGUUCCCGAAUGGUUAAAACUUGUGAGCUGAGAUUUUAAGUUGAGGUUCUCAUCAUAUGCUGGCUACUGGACAGUAAAUCUGAAACAUCAGCACCUGAUACGUCUACUGUUAUAAAACUGAAGCACAUCAGUGUGUGUCCUCAGCAGCGCUUGCCUUUUUUGUGCACGCUCCUAUCUGAAAUUUAUUUUUUUCAACAAUGCGUAGUAGCGCCAAAUUUUGUUCGACAACAGGCAUUUUACCUCCAGAACUGUAUUUUAGUCAAUAAAUAACAAAAACAGGAAAGUAGUUACCAAUUUAUUUGCUAAAUAUAUCCAUAAUAUCAAGUACAAUGUAAUUGUGCGCCAAUCUCAACUUUCAUUCACACUCCAUAAUAUAUUUAUUUCUGAAAAAAGUGUUUUUGGCCAAUGAAAUAAUUCCAGGAGAUGGCUGCAAUGUGUAGCUCACUUGAAAGUUUGCACAAUCGAACUAAAUGGAAACUGAACCAAAGUAACACAUUGUUCCUUAAUUCAGAACAAAGCAAACUAACUUCUUCUUCCUCUUCAUCUUUUCCCACUUCUGUGUGGGACUGAAGUGCCUGAUCAACUGUCUUCAUUCAGCCUGGUCCUGCACCUCUUCCCCAGUCAGACCAUUUUCCUUCAGAUGUUCUUUUACUUUAUCCAUCCACCUUUGCUUUGGGCUCCCUUGCUUUCUUUUACCCUGUACUUCCAUUCCCAUUGCUGUUUUGCCCCCAUAUUCAUUGUCUCUCCUCAUCACAUGUCCAUGCAACUUUAAACCACUUUCUUAUAUUUUCUUGGAUAUUUUUACCACAUUUGUUGUACUCUGUCUCAUUUCCUGUUCUGUACCGUUUUGUAACUCCACAUUUCCAUCUCAACAUUCUCAUUUCUGCCACAUAGAACCUCUUCUCCUGCUCUCCCUUUACUGUCCAUGUCUCACCUUCAUUCAUCAUUGCUGGUCUUAUGAUUCUGUGAAUGUCUUAAAAACCUCACCUUGAACCUUUGCCUUAAUUCUUCAAUUAUAUAAUACUGUACUCCUAAUGCCUUCUUCUAAAUGUUCAUUCCGCACUGUUGGGUUAUCUCUGCAUAAAGCUUUCCCUCUUGGGCUACCACUGAUCCUAGACAUUUAAAUGAAUCCCCUCACCUGCUCUCCCUGCAGGCUAUCUUCUGAAUCCUGAUUAUCUUUGACCCUCAUAUAUUUUGUCAUAGCAAACUAACUCUUGAGUGUGAAAACACCACCAAACCAGUCCUUUAUUUUUACCAUAACAAAGCAUUCUUAAACCAGCCAAUUGACUCUAUGGUUGUGUGGAAUAUGUAAUGAUGCUCAAGUUAGUUAAACUGAACAUGAGAAGAACCUGGCAAAUCUUCACAGGACAUAAACUGCAGGAUUUAAAGUGAGGUUUAUGAGGCUGUAGUCACUGAGCCACUUGCAAUCCUUGUAUGUUUUCUUUUACUUACUAAAAAGAAAAGAGGAAUAGUCAACAUUUAAUAUGCACGAAAAGAUAUUUUAUUUUUAAUUUUAUUGAUUUUAUUGAAAUCACACAACAUUCCAUACAAAACAAAUCAAUGCCCACCCUUGAGAAAGAGAGCAUGGGCAGCAGAAUAAAACUUAAACCUAGUAAAAAUAAGAAAAGAUAUUUUAGAUGUUGAGUCUACCAAUCCAUCCAUUUUUUCAACCUUCUUAUAUAGGGCUGGGGAGCCAGAAUGCUGGAGCCCUUCCCAGCAACCACUGGGCACAAGGCAGGAAUCACACCAAGACAGGACACCAACCGUGAUGAUAGACAAUUAAUGGAAUGCAUAACUAGUGGAGUAACUGCUACAUAGAACACCAGAAGCUUUCAUGAUGUCAUUUAGAAGUAAUUUCUUCUCCAAGUAUCACUGGUUAGACAGUGGGGUGACUCAAACUAAGCCAAAUAAAAAAAAAAUAAAAAGUUAUAAACAGGCACACAGCAAUAACUAGAAGUUUUAAAAAGAUGGCAGAGUAGCUAAAGAUAAAGUACAUCUCCAAGGUUUCCAGCAGAUCUAUUGCUAGGUUGUCUUCAUUGAAGCGUUUUUCAUUUUGGGCCUCCACAUUAACUCCAUACACUUCCAAUGGUUCAGUUCAUAGAGUGUUGACCAUUUUCAACAUGGGUUCAAAAUGGUAAGCUUUAAUUCACUUUGUCAAUAAUUUUAAGGAAUUAGGACCUCUUGUUUCUCUGUUCAAGACCCUUUCAGUUAUUGGAGUAGGCCAAAAAUGCCCCAACUUACUGUUUUCCAAAGAUUCUAAAGUUCUAUGUGUUUGAAAAUUCCCACAAUACAUUGGGCCCAGCCAUUAAUUAAGAAAAGAAUAGGUUGUUGCUGGAAGAAGUGUUGGUGAGGCAACCUUGUAGUUUGUGUGUGGACCCAAAUGUCCCAGUGCACUGUGCUAAAAUCGAUGCCGUCCUUUGGAUGAGACUUAAAACCGAGGUCCUGACUCUCUGUGAUUAUAAAAGAUCUCUGGGUAUAUUUCAAAAAGAGUAGGGUAUAUUCCCGAUGUGCUAGCUAAAUUGUCCACCACAGCCUGGUCAUUCUUACCCCAUAAUCAUCCCCAGUCCCUUUUUGGCUAACUCUCUUUCUCACUCCUUCACCACGUAAUUGCUAAUGUGUGGUGAGCCUAGUGGUGAAAAAAUGGCUGCCAUCCCAUCAUCCAGGUGGAUUCUGAACAUUGGUAGUGGUUGACCUGGCAUCCAUGUGAAGCAUUUGCAGUCAAUUGGAAAAGUGCUACAUAAAUGUAAUUAAUUUAAAUGAACUUAAUAGUGCACUCCUCUGACUGACACACUAUGUUGUAGUGGAUUAGGAACCAAACUGUUCCCAGAAAGCUGCAUGUUCAUUUGCCAUCGCAUGCUUACUGUGAGACCCUGAAUUUAGCCUCUCACCAUUCCUGUGCUCCAACUGUAGAAAGAACAAAUAUAAUAAUCGUUUCUUGUGAAGUAUGCUGGGAUGGUGUUAAUGGUGCUAUAUAAAAGUGGCCUUUUUUAACACACUGUAGAGUUUGAGCCCACACUCUUGUUGUUGAGUGGGUAUCAAACAGAUUUAACAAAGCAACCUCUGGUUUUGUUAGCCAUUCUUAUGUGUGGUAAUUUAUAGAGAGUACUGGAAGGAAAUGGAAGGCAGUAGACACAGUGCAGAAAACAGCACAAAGUUCUUGUGGGCAGAGUGGCAAAUGGUAGAGCUGGCUUUGAGAGUGAGGUAACUUGAUAUGACACUGCCAGUCUGAAAGGGAGAAGAAACUUUGUACAAUAGGAGGUGUGGACUGAGGUGGAAUAGGAAAGGAUCAACAAAAUUAUACUUGGAUAGGAAAUCUGACAAUGGAAUAUACAAAGGAUUAGGUUUUUAGUCCAGGGAGUCUACAAUGUUCCCACAAUUCUGUCCCAAGUUAUUUGUAUUGAACAUUGCUCAAACACUAGUGUGUACCCUGUGUUCCAAGACAUCGACCCUGGAACACAUACUGAGCAGUUGCUUUAAGGCUUUGUGUGAAGUUUUCCUCAAGUCCUUUGCGAAGACCUUUAGCAAGGGGAUAAGGGACAUUCGGAGGGUCAGUUGUCCAGUGAAGCUGAUUGCCUGUGUGAAAGAGGGAGAGCAGCUACAACAGAGGGGCCAGCACUGGCAGAGCAGCCUGCUUUCCUCUGCACGGAACUUGGUGUUACAGGUCGACCUGAAAUUUCCAGCGCAUUUCACAAAGAGUUCACUGAACUCAGACAUCACCACAAGACAUGUCAUCAUAAUGGAAUUGAAUCUUCUGUAGAAGAGUGGAUGGACACAAAAUACGCAGAGCAGGUAGACGAUUGCCGCAGGCAAGGAUGGAGGUAAAAGUAUAUGCUCAUCAAGGUUGGCUGAAGGGGCUAUGCAGGCCAGUCCCUCAGUAAGUGUGGAGCCCUGGGUAUGAUGGGAUGGGCUGAACACAAAGAAAGCCAUCAGAUCCAACACAGCAGAGAGAGCCUGUAGGUGGACACAAUCAAGGCAUGAUAAACCUCAGCAGGGUCACCUGGAUGAGGGUGUCUGAUGUUCAAAAGACCCACAAUGCCCCCCAAUUCUAUGCAGCAUUAGAGAUGAUGUGUCCAAGUUUGUACAUCAUUGGAUGUAUUCUCAAAAAGUGCAUCUACCAAUCGACUCAAAAACAAACUCUCAAGUCCCAUUUAAAGCCGACGUCUUCAGAGAAUUGACUUUUCACUUGUAAUUCUUUUUGCCGUGACCCAGUUUUAUUGUUGACCAGUUGUAUAAAUGUCCUUGUUAUUAAUUUCUGUAUUAAAGAUAGAAAGUCUUGAUUUUUGAAUGCAGCAGUAUCUGCAGGUCUUCGUGCCCAUGCCGAAUUUAUGAAGACCAUUUCUGUUCAUGAAGUCUUUUGGGGAUAGUCGUCUCUGACACAAACACAUCGGCCUCCUGAAGACUGCUUCUGAUCUAUCAGACUGGCAUUUGGGGCUUUUUCUUUACCAUAAUGAAGUUUCUUCUUUCAUCAGCAGUGGAGAUCUUCCUUGGCCUACCAGUCCUUUUGCAAUUACUGAGCCUUAUUCCUAAUGAUAUUUCAGACAGUUGUGUUACCGAUGUCUCUAAUGGUUUUAUUCUUGUUUUUCAGCCUCAUAAUGGCAUCUUUGAUUUUUAUUGUCACAGCUCUUGUCCUCAGGUUGAACAAUGACAACUACAGACUCCAAAGGGUAGAAGAAAGUCGAGGUAAAAUAUGAAGCAAUGUAAUCCACCCGAGGAAUCACAAACACCUAUGAUGCCAAAUGCCACACACAUUAUGGUACCCUGAAAUGGGGAGAGGUGGGGACUGUGUCUUAAAAGUGUUGCCGUUUCUAUAUGAUGUGCCCAAAAUGUAUGCAAAUACCCUUAAAGUCUGCAACAUGCACUUUAAUCACAUUUGAAUUAUUUGAUUUGUAAUUUUAAACUGUGCAGUAGAGGGGUAAAUGAAAGAAAUAUGUGUCUUUGUCCCAAACAUCACACAGUACCAAUAAAUCUCCUUUUCAAAGUUUCA
Molecule: messenger RNA, 8345 nt
Organism: Polypterus senegalus (gray bichir)
Lineage: Eukaryota; Metazoa; Chordata; Cladistia; Polypteriformes; Polypteridae
Exons: 8
Coding region: 252-1085 (277 amino acids)
Source: RefSeq, a predicted model, not a curated record